Molecule: messenger RNA, 3640 nt
Organism: Condylura cristata (star-nosed mole)
Lineage: Eukaryota; Metazoa; Chordata; Mammalia; Eulipotyphla; Talpidae
Gene: PPARD
Product: peroxisome proliferator-activated receptor delta
Exons: 9
Coding region: 356-1681 (441 amino acids)
Biological process (GO): negative regulation of inflammatory response; positive regulation of transcription by RNA polymerase II; negative regulation of transcription by RNA polymerase II
Cellular component (GO): nucleus
Molecular function (GO): nuclear receptor activity; zinc ion binding; RNA polymerase II cis-regulatory region sequence-specific DNA binding
Source: RefSeq, a predicted model, not a curated record
CGGAGCUGGGGAUUAAUGGGAAAAGUUUUGGCAGAAGCCGGAGGAGCCUGCGGGACGGCGGCGGUGGCGCGGAAGGCCGCCAGAGCAGUGUUUGGUGGUUUGGGCAUGCCGGUGGUACUCACACAGUGGCUUCUGCUCACCAACAGAUGAGGACAGAUGCAUCAAAGAGCUCUUUCCAGGUGUGACCUUCAUAGCCCUGUAAGGACAGACCAGAAGAGAUUUUUGCAGUUCAGGAUACUCUGCACAAUAAGGAGGCUGACAGGAACUGCCCUGUAGAGGUCCAUCUGCGUUCAGACCCAGAUGAUGCCAGAGCUAUGACCGGGCCUGCAGGCGUGGUGCCGAGGGGAAAUCAGCCAUGGAGCAGCCACCGGAGGAAGCCCCUGAGGUCCGGGAAGAGGAGGAGAAAGAGGAAGUGGCAGAGGCAGAAGGAGCCCCAGAGCUCAAUGGGGGACCAGAGUGCGCACUACCUUCCAGCAGCUACACAGACCUCUCCCGGAGCUCCUCGCCGCCCUCACUGCUGGACCAGCUGCAGAUGGGCUGCGAUGGGGCCUCGUGUGGCAGCCUCAACAUGGAGUGCCGCGUGUGUGGGGACAAGGCCUCAGGAUUCCACUAUGGUGUUCAUGCCUGUGAGGGGUGCAAGGGCUUCUUCCGUCGCACAAUCCGCAUGAAGCUGGAAUAUGAGAAGUGUGAGCGGAACUGCAAGAUCCAGAAGAAGAACCGAAACAAGUGCCAGUACUGCCGCUUCCAGAAAUGCUUGGCACUGGGCAUGUCACAUAAUGCCAUCCGCUUUGGCCGAAUGCCGGAGGCUGAGAAGAGAAAGCUGGUGGCAGGGCUGACAGCAAGUGAAGGGAGUCGGCACAACCCACAGGUAGCUGACCUGAAGGCCUUCUCCAAGCACAUCUAUAAUGCCUACCUGAAAAACUUCAACAUGACCAAAAAGAAGGCCCGCGGCAUCCUCACUGGCAAGGCCAGCCACACAGCGCCCUUUGUGAUCCACGACAUCGAGACAUUGUGGCAGGCAGAGAAGGGCCUGGUAUGGAAGCAGUUGGUGAACGGCCUGCCGCCCUACAAGGAGAUCAGCGUGCAUGUCUUCUACCGCUGCCAGUGCACCACAGUAGAGACCGUGCGUGAGCUCACCGAGUUCGCCAAGAGCAUCCCCAGCUUCAGCAACCUCUUCCUCAACGACCAGGUGACCCUUCUCAAGUACGGCGUGCAUGAAGCCAUCUUCGCCAUGCUAGCCUCCAUUGUCAACAAAGACGGGCUCCUGGUAGCCAAUGGCACUGGCUUUGUCACCCGUGAGUUCCUACGUAGCCUCCGCAAGCCCUUCAGCGAUAUCAUCGAGCCCAAGUUCGAAUUUGCUGUCAAGUUCAAUGCCCUGGAACUUGAUGACAGUGACCUGGCUCUCUUCAUCGCGGCCAUCAUUCUCUGUGGAGACCGGCCAGGCCUCAUGAACGUGCCACAAGUGGAGGCCAUCCAGGACACCAUCCUGCGAGCCCUUGAGUUCCACCUGCAGGCUAACCACCCUGACGCCCAGUACCUCUUCCCCAAGCUGCUGCAGAAGAUGGCUGACCUGCGGCAGCUGGUCACUGAGCAUGCCCAGAUGAUGCAGCGGAUCAAGAAGACUGAGACUGAGACCUCGCUGCACCCCCUGCUCCAGGAGAUCUAUAAGGACAUGUACUGAGGGGUGCACCUCCCAGCCAGUCUUCAGGGGCGUCAAGAACCAGGGGCCAGGUGGACAGCGCUAGGACAGGUGGCGCCUGCCCUUUUCCGUUGACCAGCCCCGAGCACCGGGAGCAGCGAGCUCACACACUCGUGUGCAGAACACAGCGCUGCUCCCGGCGUGGCCUUCCUCCUCGCCCUCUGUCAUCUCCCGCUUUCUCAGUUCCUCACUUCCUCUUUCUAAUUUGUUUUUUCCCUUCCCCUUUAUAGGCAUCCUUUCUCCUCUGUCCUUCAGCCUCCCUUUUCCCCAAUCCCAUGUCUGUCCCUGUUUCUUUCUGUAAGACAGUUUUGUGUUAUUUCACCAGCAGCAUAGAACAGGAACUCUGCUUUUGCCCCCGCUGUCUCUGGAGCAGGAGGAAGUGGGGCCUCACUCUGCUCCUGUCUUCACAGCAAAGGACGUGAGCCAUCCAAAGAAACACUAAAACGCUGGACUCAGCUUUCUGGGAGGGCUGAGCUUGGCCUCGGCUGACUACAGCAGCGGCCUCUGGUCGUGGCCCUGGCUAGCAUGGAUGGUCACUGCCCUCCUGAGGCUGAGGCCGCACCCCUGACCCAGCCCACCCUAUCCAACAGCACACCCCAGUCCACUGACACCCAACAUGCUUCCGUUCUUCUCAUCUGUCUUCCAGGCCAGUGUUGCUGAUGGCCCCCUGCGCUGGCUGCUGGGGGGCACCACCCCCAGCCUGAAAAGAAGUGGGGUUUCUCCAGGUGGGGGCCCCGAUGCUCCCAUUGAAGAGGAGUGAACCUCAGGGAGGUAGAAGUUGGUGGAAAGUAGUGAGCAGUGCACUUAACUGUGACCCCAGGCCAUGGGGUCAGCCCUCCGAUAGCACCCAGCCCCUCCCUCCACCCUGAGCAGCCACUGAGUCUGUCUGUCUGUUGUCAGCACCGCAGCGCCCCUGAGUGCCAGGGCCUGGCCUCGCGUGCAGCGAUCCUCUCCAGCCUGGAGACACCGGCACUGGCUUGAGCUCAGCUGAGCUCGCCCCUCCACACUCCCCAGAGCUGCCACUCCAGCCCGCACCCGAGCACUGGGAUCACUUUACCUGCAGGUUCAUCCCCACCCUCCCCCACCCCCUCUGCUCCCUGAGGUGGGUGGGCCCCCAGCGGGGCUGCACCUGGAUGGGCCAGCCGUGCCCGCACUCCCAGGGCUGGACUGGAGACCUUGGUGGGCAGGGGAAUCCUACAGGCUCAGCCCAUCUCGUGAGAGAUGCCGGGUAAACGGAUGCUGCAGUGGCCCAGCAGCCCUGCUGCCCGCUCCUCCACUGCAUUCAGCCCAGCUGGUCACCUGGAACUCUGCACGUCUUCUGUGGCCAUGACCUUGCCAGGUCCAGCCCCACUCCUCUUGACUCCUGCUCCCAGGCAAAGUACACUCGCUCCAGAGGACGGGCUAAAGGGUAGUUUGGGGUGCUGUGUCUAAACAGAAGUCGGGGCUUUCCCAGUGAGGAAACUGGGGGAAACGUACUAGGAUCUCAAAGCAAGAUGGUAGAACACCUGCGGUUAGAGCCCGUGUGUCUAGGGCUGUCUGGUGCUCUUCCCUGGGCACCGGAGGGGGCCUCUGGCUGACUGCAGCUGUGGGAAGAAACCCCCCAGGAGAGCAGACCAACCUGGGCUCUGCCCUGCCAAUGCCAGCGCCCGCCAUGGCUUUCCAUGCCCAGAAAACACACUACUGGCAAGACUCCUCCCUCCCUGCCUAUCCUGAGCUGGCCAGGGGUUUGCUUUAGGGGUGCUUUCUUUGGGCCAGUGCUGUGAAAGGCAAGACUGCCUGACCCUCCCCCUCUUUCCCACCACUCCUGCCCAUCCCCCACCCGGGUCUGGUGCUGAGGAUACAGCCCUUCUCAGUGUCUGAACAAUCUCCAAAAUUGAAAUGUAUAUUUUUGCUAGGAGCCCCAGCUUCCUGUGUUUUUAAUAUAAAUAGUGUACACAGACU